Messenger RNA from Meriones unguiculatus (Mongolian gerbil), 2516 nucleotides. It is a transcript of the gene Arhgef39, whose product is annotated as Rho guanine nucleotide exchange factor 39. The transcript is spliced from 8 exons. Gene Ontology annotation, cellular component: plasma membrane. Gene Ontology annotation, biological process: positive regulation of cell migration. Bases 660 to 1859 code for a protein of 399 amino acids. Gene Ontology annotation, molecular function: guanyl-nucleotide exchange factor activity. Lineage: Eukaryota; Metazoa; Chordata; Mammalia; Rodentia; Muridae. The record is from RefSeq and is a predicted model, not a curated record.
CCUGUCUCGAAAGACCGAGCGAAAGAGAGCAUAAACACGGACUGCCGCACUCCUAACUCCUCACCGGAAGCUAGUUGGUGUCCAGCUUAGAUCAGUAUCAAAUGAAAAAAUCCGACCCUGGGAUGCAGACUGUAGAGUGCUUGCCUAGAAUGCAGGAGUGGGCUCCAUCCACACCGCGUAACGGAGGUGAAGACUAACCUCGGUACUGGAAGCCGGAGCGGCAGGGUAAGCUAAGGUCCUCAAAAGCAGUGCAAGGGCGGCCUACGCUAAAGGUCUCCACGACGGCAAAGACGAGCUGCAGGACAGACAGUACCUAAGACUUACACAGUGUCCAAAGCGCAAGGUUCCUAGUCAGGGAAAGCACUGGGAGUGACGGGGCCGUCGCUUUACUGUCUGGCAAGGGCCCAGGACGCAGUGUGCACCGCGAUCAUCCCCACGUUAACAGUUGCAGCCCCUGAGGCCGGUCACCCCGGCGGCACCUGGCGACCGAGCAGCUGUGGCGCCGCCCUGGCGGCUGGGGCAGAGACAGGCAGGGGGACCCGCCCCAGCCGGCCCGCGCAUGCUCUCUGCUCCCGGCCGCGGCCCCGCCCCGCCCCGCGAGCGGUUGGAAUUUGAAUCUCCGGCGCGACGCUGCGGGAAGCCUCAACCCUGGGCCGAGCAUGGAGAGCCCCGGCUCUGCCGCGCGCUGCCCGGUGCGCCAGCAGCGUGCUCGCUGGGAGCGGAAACGCGUCUGCACCGCUCGGGAACUGCUGGAGACCGAGCGGCGCUACCAGGAGCAACUGGGGCUGGUGGCCACGUACUUCCUGGGGAUCCUGAAGGCCAAGGGGACACUGCGACCACCGGAGCGCCAGACCCUCUUUGGAACCUGGGAGCUUAUCUAUGCCGCCAGCCUGGAGCUGCUUCCCUACCUGGAAGAAGGACAGUGGGGCCCCGGGCUACAAGGCUUCUGCCCACACCUGGAGCUCUACGUCCAGUUUGCUGCCAAUGCAGAGAAGUCUCGGACUACCCUUCAGGAGCAGCUCAAGAAGAAUAAGCGUUUUCGGAGGUUCGUACAGCUUCAGGAAGGCCGCCCUGAAUUUAGGGGUCUUCAGCUCCAGGACCUGCUCCCUCUGCCCCUGCAGCGGCUCCAGCAGUACGAGACUCUUGUUGUGGCUUUGGCUGAGAACACAGUUCCCAAUAGCCCUGACUACCACCUGCUCACACGUAGGUUCUCGUCCUCCCCAACUCAGGCUGCCUGUGCUGAGUGCCCCUCUGCCCCUGGCCCCCAACAGUGUUUGCUCUGUCCCUAUCUGCCCUGCCUUCAAGCUAGUCCUGAUCCAGGCCCCUUUAGACUAGCUUGUCUUUCACUGUCGAUAGCCACUCAAAGCCAAUGUUCUGUUGGGAGUGAGGUACGGGGUGCUGUUCCAGGGGCUGCCCGCCUGGUGAGUGAGACUGCCCAGAGAGUCCAUGCCAUUGGCCAGAGUCAGAAGAAUGACCAGCACCUGCGGCGUGUCCAGGCUCUUCUCAGUGGACGAAAGGCGAAAGGGCUUACUUCAGGACGCUGGUUCCUAAGACAAGGCUGGCUACUGGUGGUGCCUCCCACUGGGGAGCCUCGGCCCCGCAUGUUCUUCCUUUUCUCUGAUGUGCUCCUCAUGGCCAAGCCUCGGCCCCCACUGCACCUGCUGCAGAGUGGUACCUUUGCCUGCAGAGCCCUGUACCCCAUGUCCCAGUGUCAACUUAGCCAGAUCUUUGGCCAUUCAGGAGGACCUUGUGGUGGUUUGCUCAGUCUGUCCUUCCCCCAUGAGAAGCUCCUGCUCAUGUCUGCUGACCAAGAGGAACUAUCACAGUGGUACCACAGCCUGACUCUGGCUGUUAGGUGAUGGACGAGGGUACUCAUUCCAGUGCCUGGGCUGACUCUAUUCUUCCCACAGAAGCCAGAAGAGCUCAACUCACAGAAGUGUCAAUGCAACAUGACACUGUCACCUACAGAUGAUGUGCGGGCCAUAGUCACACCUCUCCCGGGGUACAUAUGGCAGCCGGGCAUGCCUGUGAAGAAGCUUACAGACGACGGAACUCAGGACACCCCAGAGCCAUUUAAAUAGCUCCUGAAGAAUCAGAAAGCAGGCUGCAUUCAACCCAACUGGGCCUCAGUUGAACCAUGCCACCAGGGGCCUCAGGACUGCAAAGCGCCUGCUGUUGUGGCCAGCUGUUUAUUCAUUUUGUAGCUUUGUAAAGGAAGCCACUUUCUGUUACCUGUGGUUGUUUUUAUUUUUGAGACAGGGUCUUACUAUGUGACCCAGGCUGGCAACGAGCUUGAAUUCCUCCUGCCUCAGCCUCAAAAGUGUUGGGUUUACAGGUGUGUACUGCCAUCCCGCCUCACCUGGCUAUUGUAUUUAGUUUCUUCUUGAGACAAGGUUUCAUGUAGCUCUGGCCUUGAAUUCCAGAUCUUCCUGAACUACCUCUCAUGUUGUAAAAGUUCUAUAAUUUAUUUUCCCACUGGAUUUUAAUAAAGUUUUGUUUUGUUUUGCUUUUGGAAA